UUCGAGGAGUCCGCGCGUGUCGGGGGCUGCUCCUGACCAACCCUUUAGUUUCAGUCUUCGUGAGUGUUCCCUGAGUGGUUCUAAUCCGAGCUCCGCGGCCCCGCGGGUACCUCCGGGCUCUGCCUUGGGCCCACGUCCUCUGGAGGUCUCGACCGUUUUACAGGCGGCUCGCGGCGGCCGGGCGUAGGUCUCUGGACCGGCUCGAUAGAGUUGAGACCCGCGAGGCUGCCGCUCUGAGGAGAGCACCGCAGUGCUGCCGCCGCGCCCGAGCGCCGACGUCACCGCCCCCGCCGGCCAUUGGCCGCCUCGCUCGCGCUUGGCCCUUCAAACGCUUUGUCCGUGGCCGCUGACAACGACUGCUGGGCGGGCUCCUAUUCCGGAGGGAGUCGCUCUGCUCCCCCACGUUUCCUCCGAGACUGCCCACCAUAAGGCAGCCACAACCCUGGAAAGCCAGAGACUUGCCGGUGUUCCCCAAGAGGUUGAUCUGCAAGAAUCUCCUCCGGCUCUAGCCCUAAGCCUCGGUCGCGAGGCCCACUCCCGCCAGGUGGCGCUGCCGGGGUAUGGCCGCGGAGCAGCACGGGGCCUGGUUCGGCUUCGGUUUCUGCGGCUUCGGGCAGGAGCUGGGCUCCGGGCGCGGGCACCGGCACCAGGUGCACAGCCCCGAGCCGCUGCGGGCGGGCGUCGACAUCUGCCACGUGAGCGCGAGCUGGAGCUACACCUCCUUCCUGACCCGUGGAGGCCGCGUAGAGCUGUCCGGCUCCGCGAGCGGUGCGGCGGGCGGCUGCAGGGACGCGUGGGCCUCGGAGGGGCUCCUCGUGGUGCUGAGCGCCCAGCCGGGCCCCGGGCAGGGGUCCGGGGCGGUACUCCAGGCCUGGGCGCCCGACUCGGCGAUGCGUGGGGAGCCCCUCUGGGCCAAGAAUGUGUUGAUGCAGCCCGAGAGAGAAGACGAACCGGGCGGUGAGGCCCUGGCUGGGACGCUGCCGCUGCUGCCCUGCGCCCACGCCUACGUGGGCCCACGGCCGCCUUUCUACCGGCCUCUGGCCCCCGAGCUGCGGGCGCGCCGGCUGGAGCUGGGCACUGAGCACGCGUUGCUGCUGGGGGCAGAGGGCCAGGUGUUCUCCUGGGGCGGAGGCAGGCAUGGACAGUUGGGCCACGGGACUCUGGUGUCAGAACGGGAGCCAAGGCUGUUAGAGGCGUUGCAGGGCCUACCUAUGGCUGAGGUGGCCGCAGGUGGCUGGCACUCUGUGUGUGUGAGUGAGACUGGGGAUAUUUAUAUCUGGGGCUGGAAUGAAUCAGGGCAGCUGGCCCUGCCCACCAGGACCCUGGCAGAGGAUGGGAAGAUAGUCACAGGGGAAGCCACAGGACUGAAUGAAAGUGGUUCUGAAGUGAAGAGAACAGUCGGGAAUGAGGAUGGAGCCCCCGCCCCUUUCAUAGCUGUCCAGCCCUUCCCAGCUUUACUGGAUCUCCCCCUGGGCUCAGAUGCUGUCAAGGCCAGCUGUGGAUCCCGGCACACAGCUGUGGUAACACGAACAGGGGAGCUCUAUACCUGGGGCUGGGGUAAAUAUGGACAGCUUGGACACAAGGACACCACCAGCUUGGAUCAGCCCUGCCGUGUGGAAUACUUUGUAGAUAAACAACUCCAUGUAAAGGCUGUCACCUGUGGGCCCUGGAACACCUAUGUGUAUGCUGUGGAAAAAGGGAACAGCUGAUGUGUUAUGUUUCUCUCUAUAUAUUUUUUUACAUUAUGAAAUAUAUAGAAAAGUACCUAAAACAAAUGUGCACUAUAUGAAAAUUUAUAAAGCUCACACUUAUGAAAUUCCCAUUCAGAUCAAGGAAAACCACUGUCAGCACCCCAAAGUUGCUCCCCAUCAGUCCUGUCCCUUCACCUUGGAACAGGGUCCUUAAUUUGUCUGCACUUUAGAAACACCUGGAUAGCAUUGAAAACUGUAGAGAAUUCAUAAAGCAAAUGUACUUCACAGGGCCUGGUUUUCCAAAGCCUUGCAGUUUCAAAUACUGACCUUGCAAAGGACAGGAAAUUUUCCUCAGGUUAUAAAGUCUCUGGAGUAAGAUAAAGAAUUCUAUCGCUUCUCGGCCUUUUGGCUAAGAUCAAGUGAAGAUAAAGAAUUCUGACACAGCAAGGUUGCUGGCUCAAAGACCAGACUGGUUACUGAUUGAUAUGUGAAGUUACUGGGAAGCUGCUGGCCAGAGGGAGAAGGAAUGUUUGCUAAGAUCAAGCUUUUGUUAAUGGAUCACUUAUUGCCUUUAAUGGAAUGUCAUCUGACUUGUUUCACUGAAAGUUACCAGCCUAUAUUGUUAAACUGUAACCCCACCUCUGUCUCUUCCUGUAACUUCCUGGGCUGGAGAAUAAAUGCAGGAAGAGAUCCCCAAUUCGGGGUUAAUUUCCCAAGGAAGGAAUGCCUCUUGCUUGACGAUUCCGGGGAAGUUAACCACUUUGUGGCUUCUCACUGCUCAGAAGAGAUGGGCUUUGAGUAAUCUUUUGUGGCUCCGUCACCCAGGGGAAGUGGGGUGACAAAUCCGUGGGAGGCAAAGCAACAGAAAACUCUGCCCAAGGCCAGUAUUUCCGACCUCUGGAUGUGGUGCCUAGACAAUUGGUAGAUUUUAAAGCUCCUCCCACACCCCCAGGUGAUUCUGAUAUACAGCCAAGAUCGUGAACCACUAAUGUGAAAGAAAGUGAAUUCAUCAUUCACUUUCUGUUUUCAUUUAGAACUUGACAACCUGUGUAUC
This is a messenger RNA of Cynocephalus volans (Philippine flying lemur), 2745 nucleotides long. RefSeq names its product RCC1 domain containing 1 (gene RCCD1). The coding region runs from base 561 to 1709 and encodes 382 amino acids. The transcript is spliced from 8 exons. NCBI's taxonomy places the organism in Eukaryota, Metazoa, Chordata, Mammalia, Dermoptera, Cynocephalidae. The record is from RefSeq and is a predicted model, not a curated record.